CGAGGAGAUUGCAACUCUGAAGUUGAGAUUCACCACCACAAGGCCCAAACUACUCCACGUCAUAAACCAAAAAAAGACACGUGGUUAUAUAAUAACCGUGGAUAGACAUCAAAAAGGCGCACGAUACGUCCUAACCUCGUUAGCGUAUGUUAGCAUAAUAUCGAAGUUGCGUUAUGAUUGGCCGGUUGUUGCGUUCCAUUAAAAAGCUUUAGGGUUCCGGAUUCAAGGGGAGGAGGCAAUAAGUCGCCACCGUUAGCUUCUCAAUCAAUCAUCGGAGAUCGUCUAGCAAUUAUGGGUGAAGAAGAAGACGAAGAAGAAGACGCUGUGACGUUUGAUCAGAAUAGCUCUGAUUCGUCGUCGUCACCAUUGCCACCACAGCUAUCUUCUUCUAAAGUGCUGACAUUGCCCACUGUGUUAACCCUUGGACGUGUAGCUGCCGUCCCCAUUCUCGUCGCGACCUUUUACGUUGAUUGCUGGUGGGGGAGAACUGCCACAACGAGUAUUUUCAUUGCAGCAGCCAUUACAGACUGGCUUGAUGGAUAUAUUGCAAGAAAGAUGAGGUUAGGUUCUGCGUUUGGUGCUUUUUUGGAUCCUGUGGCAGAUAAGCUUAUGGUAGCAGCAACAUUGAUUUUGCUGUGUACUAAACCUAUGGAUGCUAUUGUCUUAGGACCUGUUCCAUGGUUAGUGACAGUACCUUCAAUUGCAAUUAUUGGUAGAGAGAUUACUAUGUCAGCAGUAAGAGAAUGGGCUGCAUCUCAAAACGGCAAGCUUUCUCAGGCUGUUGCUGUAAAUAGCUUGGGAAAGUGGAAAACGGCAACGCAGAUGAUAGCGUUAACCAUACUUCUUGCCAGCCGGGAUAGCAGUUUUGAGAGGCUAUUACCGUCUGGUAUUGGGUUGCUCUAUGUAUCCGCAGGGCUCUCUGUAUGGUCUUUAGUUGUUUAUAUGAGACAGAUAAUGAGAGUAUUGCUAAAGAAGAAGAAGUAGCAACAACGUUUUUAUUUUUUCUGGCUUUUGCAUUCAGUAUAUACACAUAAGAAUGGAAGACUUGCCCAGCCACAAAAGGUAUAACUAAUCUCUCUCUCUCUGGAUACAAAACGAAAUUAGCUGGGCAAGCACUAUAAGACUCUUAUGAUGCUUUAGACUCUGGUUUGGUUUUGUAUAAUAUCUCAAUCACAUUGCUCCUCCUCGCUCACCAUGCACUGAGUUUUCAAGCAGCAAGCAACAACUUAUGGGCCAUGGAGGAAAGAAAAGCAAGCAGGUGCAGUUUCGUUCUAGUUUGGAGACUUGCUUUGGUCUCAUGAGAUGAUAAAAUACAGUUGAUGCUUUUUCAAUACUUUCCGAUUACAAUAUAAAUUAAAUAAUGUAACAAAUCUUUGGUGACAUUAUCUCUUCUACAUGGCCUCGCUUCUUGUAUUUUUCACUUCGGUGUAAGCUUCAGUCUUUGUAUAUGGAAGAUUUGAUCUUCAGACGAAAGGAUACAAAAAUCGAAAAUCUCUCUCUAUGGAUGAGCC
Molecule: messenger RNA, 1511 nt
Organism: Eruca vesicaria subsp. sativa (arugula)
Lineage: Eukaryota; Viridiplantae; Streptophyta; Magnoliopsida; Brassicales; Brassicaceae
Source: the annotation of a GenBank genome assembly